Messenger RNA from Prunus avium (sweet cherry), 2008 nucleotides. Its product is annotated as pentatricopeptide repeat-containing protein At2g20710, mitochondrial. The record is from RefSeq and is a predicted model, not a curated record. Lineage: Eukaryota; Viridiplantae; Streptophyta; Magnoliopsida; Rosales; Rosaceae. Gene Ontology annotation, molecular function: protein binding. Gene Ontology annotation, cellular component: mitochondrion.
AGAAAUUUUCCAUAAACCUUUCCAAUUUCUCCGCAGUCUCUGUGAAAUUAGGGUUCGAUGAUUAAGCUCCUUGGUUCCAAUCCAUCGCGUGUCAAUGCCAUUUUUGGGACACUACUUUACUCAACUGAGGCCCUGGCCUCCUGUUCACCCCCAUUUGAAACUCUGUACCUUAGAAUUUCGCGGGCUGGAAACCCUAGGGUUUCCAUUGUCCCAGUGCUCGAUCAGUGGGUCGAAGAAGGGAGAGACGUCAACAAAUCAGAGCUCCAAAGUUUCGUCAAGAUGCUCCGCAAAUAUCGCCGCUACAGCCACGCACUUCAGAUUUCAGAAUGGAUGAGUGAUGCAAGGAACCAUGAUCUAUCUCCUGGUGACAUUGCGAUUCGGCUAGAUUUGAUCUCGAAAGUUUGUGGCCUAGAACAAGCCGAGAUGUAUUUUAAUAGCCUCCCAGACCCAUUGAGAAAUUUCAAAGUGUAUGGUGCUCUUUUAUUCUGCUCUGUAGAGCAUAAAUCUUUGGAAAAGGCUGAGAAUCUUUUCGAGAAGAUGAAGGAGUUAGGUUAUUUGAAAGGACCAUUGCCUUAUAAUGUUAUGUUAACCCUCUAUUCUCAGUUGGAUGAACAUGAAAAACUAGAUAUUCUGGUCAAAGAAAUGGAAGAAAAAGUCAUUGAUUAUGACAGCUCCACAUUGAAGAUUCAGUUGAACUUGUAUGCAAACACUUCUGACAUAGACAGAAUGGAGAAGCUUUUAAUGAAGAUAGAAGCUGAUCCUUUGGUCACAGUAGACUGGAAUGGUUAUGUUGUUGCAGCGAAAGGGUUCUUGAAAGCUGGCUUAUUGGAGAAGGCAUCAUCAAUGCUUAGGCGAUCCGAGCAACUCGUUAGCAAUAAAACAAGGAGACUUGCUUAUGAAAUCUUCCUCAGUUUAUACGCUGCUAUUGGGAAUAAAGAGGAGGUUUAUCGUAUUUGGAAUAUGUACAAAUUUAUGGCGAGAUUUAAAAAUUCCGGCUAUCUUUGUAUGUUAAGUUCAUUAGUGAAGCUGGAUGACAUUGAUGGUGCUGAGAUGAUCGUGGAGGAAUGGGAAUCUGGGGCAAAGUUCUUUGACAUUCGAAUUCCCAACUUUCUGAUCACUACUUACUGCAAGAAAGGUCUUUUGGUGAAGGCCGAAUCAUAUAUAAAUAAGCUUGAAGAGAGCGGAAAGCCGCUGGAUGCAAGCACAUGGACUCGUUUGGCAGCCGGUUAUCAUAUGCACGGUCAGAUGGCGAAGGCAGUGGAAACAAUGAGAAGGGCAAUAUUGGCAAGUCAACCAGGAUGGGAGUUGAAUCAUUUAAUUUUGGCUGCAUGUCUUGAGUACUUGAAAGAGAAGGGAAAUUUGGAAUUUGCACACGAGCUUCUGAGUUUAAUUAGAGAAAGGGAUCAUUUUUCAGAAGAAUUGUGUGAUAAAUUAGAAAAGUAUAUUAUUUAGUGGUGAACCUUAGAAGAGAGAUGGGAAGUAUCACAGGAACUUUUGAGAUUAUUGGCAGGAAGUGAUGAUCUUUCAACAGAUUUGUACGACAAAUUAGAAGAUUGUACAUAUGGUGAAUCUCAGGUUUUGGCCUUGAUAAAGUGAAAUAGGAUAUAUUCAUCGAGGGAUUGAUGAAGUCGAAGAUGGGUAAAAUUAAAGAUGGAGGCGCAUGGGGUGGUGGAGCUUAAAAAUGUGGUAGCAGCUAAAUACAUAUUUCAAUCUGUAGAAGGUAUGCUGUUCUAUGACCAACACCAAAAAACGAGAGGUGAACAUCCCUGCCACCCCAGUCCUUUGAAUGCUGCAGAUGACUUGAUAGCUGCUAGUUGACCCUCAGCAAAUACAUUUUUCACCAAAAAGCCGAAGGAAUGUUGCUCUCUUUCGUGUUAUCGUUCUAUUUGAGGCGGAUGGAAUGAACGUGUACAUGAGUUCCUUCAAAUAAAUUUUUUGAAAGAGAGUUGGCCAUCAAGAACAACGAGAAAGAGGAAAUGAAGGUGUUUCUUUUUCUUUGUGUUACACA